Molecule: messenger RNA, 693 nt
Organism: Lycium barbarum (goji berry)
Lineage: Eukaryota; Viridiplantae; Streptophyta; Magnoliopsida; Solanales; Solanaceae
Exons: 3
Coding region: 1-693 (230 amino acids)
Molecular function (GO): RNA-DNA hybrid ribonuclease activity; nucleic acid binding
Source: RefSeq, a predicted model, not a curated record
AUGGGAUUAUGCAUGGUGAAUGCAGACACGUACAGAUUUUGGAAAGCAAAAUUACCUAUUGAUGAAGUUUUGGUUAGGAUACACAUUGCAGUUGUUUCAAGGUGUACUUGUUGCUCAAAUCCACUUCAGGAGACAGUGGAUCAUUUGUUUCUUACUAGAGAAUUUGCAACUAAAAUAUGGCAGUAUUUCAUCAAUGGCGUAGGAUUACAAGGACCUUUUGUGCAGUGUAAUAUUGAUGGGGUAUCGAAAGGAAAUCCUGGUCCUAGUUCAGCAUCUCUUUAUAUCAGGAAUGAAGAGGGAGAUUUGAUAUAUGCAAGUGGGAGGCAAUUUCCAAAUACUACAAAUAUUAUUGCUGAAGCAACUGCUAUAAAGGAUGGUCUGCAAUACUGCAUUUCAAAUCAGCUUCUACCAGUAAAAUUAGAAACUGAUUCCCUAACAAUGAAGAACAUAUUGAAAGGAAGGUGGGAAGUACCUUGGAGUAUAUCUAUGGAGGUUAAUGGGAUUCAGAGGAUAAGAAGAGACAAAGCAAUUCAAUUUGAACAUAUGCUGAGAGAGGGCAACACUGCAACUGAUUUUUGCACUAACUUAGCUUUUCAUUUUGCGGGUUCUUUCCAUUUUACAACUUUUCAGGAGGCAACAGUUAAAGCAAGGAGAAUACUUAACUUGGACAAGGCUUCAGUACCACAUAUUUGA